AUCAGGAGAACUGGAUGUUUUUCGCUGGCCACACGCGAAGCGAAGCCGUAACGGACCACGUCCACAUGGGCUCCAAGUCUGCUCCAGCACCUACCCAAGGUCCCACCAGUGCUGGGACUGCAGGGGUACCUCCUGCUACCAGUGUGUCGAGUAACAAACGGCUGCAGCAGACACAAGCCCGGGUGGACGAGGUGGUAGACAUCAUGAGAAUGAAUGUGGACAAGGUACUAGAAAGAGACCAGAAGCUGUCAGAGCUUGACAACCGGGCAGAUGCGUUGCAAGCAGGUGCCUCACAGUUUGAAACCAGUGCAGCCAAACUGAAGAGAAAAUAUUGGUGGAAAAAUUGCAAGAUGGUGAUCAUCCUUGGUGUAGUAUGCGCAAUCAUUCUCAUUAUAAUUAUAAUUUAUUUCUCCACUUGAAAAAGCGAAGAGGGAAGACCUGGCACAACUUUGUUCUUAUCAGCCAACGGUAUCAGUGUUCCUUUGUUGAACGCCGCUUUUUAAUUCCUGG
Messenger RNA from Rhea pennata, 510 nucleotides. Its product is annotated as vesicle-associated membrane protein 2-like. Gene Ontology annotation, cellular component: plasma membrane; SNARE complex. Gene Ontology annotation, biological process: vesicle fusion; SNARE complex assembly; vesicle-mediated transport. The transcript is spliced from 5 exons. Gene Ontology annotation, molecular function: syntaxin-1 binding; SNAP receptor activity. The coding region runs from base 15 to 419 and encodes 134 amino acids. The record is from RefSeq and is a predicted model, not a curated record. NCBI's taxonomy places the organism in Eukaryota, Metazoa, Chordata, Aves, Rheiformes, Rheidae.